Messenger RNA from Serendipita indica DSM 11827, 1089 nucleotides. Lineage: Eukaryota; Fungi; Basidiomycota; Agaricomycetes; Sebacinales; Serendipitaceae. The record is from the annotation of a GenBank genome assembly.
AUGAACCCCGACGAACAUCCGCACGAUCAGACCCCUCCCUCUGAAUUCCCUCCAUACUUGGAACAGUCCGGUCUCUUCCAAGUGUCUUACACGUCUAUGCCAGUGGAAGUAACAGCCUCUAGUUCCUUUCAACCAGCCGAGGUGCUCUUUACUCGCCAGGGUCAUCAGAUCCAUCUACCAUCUCCGGUUUCCUCGACACCGCCUACUACUCCAGACUAUGAGCAGCUGGAUACAUUGUUUGCGACGAGUAGCGUACGGCAAUUACCAUGGAGUAUUCGCUCGCUGGCUAACAAUGGUUACCGACUCCUUCACCAGCCAGGACCCUACCCACGUCCAAACGCUAUUCAUCGCGCACACUCAUCACCUCCGAUUCGCGGACAUGUUGCACCAUGCGAGGUUCGAAUCCGAAACAAUACCCCGAACAACCCAACCUCCCACUCCCAACCUCCGAUACUCCAGAUGCACUCUUUACACUCGAUACCCCCAUCUUCACACUCAAAUGCACCGUCGUGGCCCCCGCCACCAGGAUCCGCGCACGUCAUGACAAGUAUGCAUCCUUCACCGCCGAUAGGCCCCUCGACAGACUUUGCCGUACAAGUUCCCUCAUCGCAUCCCUCGCACUCUCAAUCACCACUGUCACCGGAACCGCAGAGUGACGUAGAACAGUUCAUCCGCGAUUCCUUCCCCGAGGGUACAUUCGACUACGAGCGCAAACAAGGAUGGCUGCGCGAAAUUAUGUACUCUCCGUGGAAACUGAACAACCACGAGGAACCUUUGCAGGAUCUUCUACUCCGUUUCGCUUCGCAAAAACUCCAGGCCGGGAAAAACACACCAGUUUGGGAAUGCACGUUUUACGUCGACGGCAGAAUAUGUGAAAAUUCGUCUACAGAGCGUCAGAGACAGGCCAUCGAACAUGUCCGGCGACAUAUCAAACUAGAGCCCUUUGCGUGCGCUCCAUUGCCAUGCCCUGGUCAUCCCAACGGUUGCGACAAACGUUACUCGUCGCAAGAUGUGCUCAAGAAGCACAGGACUGGUAAAGUAGUCUGCGACAAAUGGCAAGUGCACGAAGCGCGAGAGUAUCUUGUCUAA